Molecule: messenger RNA, 1445 nt
Organism: Cajanus cajan (pigeon pea)
Lineage: Eukaryota; Viridiplantae; Streptophyta; Magnoliopsida; Fabales; Fabaceae
Product: vacuolar histidine transporter YPQ3
Cellular component (GO): membrane
Source: RefSeq, a predicted model, not a curated record
CACUUUACACUAUUUCACUACUUGCUUCUAGUUUGGUAAUUUCAGCAGCCUCUUUCUUUAAAACCAGCUUAAACCUCUCCCAAGGGGAGAAAGUGAGAGAAAAAUGCCUCCCUCGUACUGCGUGAAAGAGAGUAAACCCUGUUUGGGUUGGGUUGAGAGAUACUUCGAUGAUUGUCUCUGCAAUAUCAAAGAUGACAUAUCAUUUGGUUUUGGUUUCAUAAGUCUAAUAUGUUGGGGAGUAGCAGAAAUUCCUCAAAUUAUCACCAACUUUCGAGCUAAGUCCAGCCACGGUGUCUCCCUAGCCUUUCUCCUCACUUGGGUCGCAGGUGACAUAUUCAACCUCGUUGGUUGCCUUCUAGAGCCAGCCACGUUGCCGACUCAAUACUACACAGCUCUGCUUUACACAAUCACUACAAUCGUGUUAGUACUGCAAAGUUUCUAUUAUGACUACAUCUCUAAAUGGGGCAAGCAUCACCGGAAGAUCAACAUCGACAAGGUUUAUGAAGAAGAGAAAAAACCUCUGAGACCGCAACCAGGCCUGGAAUCUGCGAUUCCAAUACAAAAUGAGGGACUCAAAUCAACGUCUCGACGAGAGUACUGCUAUAGGUCAGCGAGAUCUUUGGCUGCUAAUGAUACUCCACCAUUUGGUUCCUACUUGAGAGCUGCUAAAAGUGUCCCUUCAGCUGCCGAACUGAGCAAUGAUUCAUCUUCUGACGAUGAGGCACCUCCACGUUCUUCUACUGUAACACAACCUAGACCCAUCCCCCGUUCUGUCCCUGCAAGCUAUGGAACUUUUCUUGCAGCAUCUAUGAACUUGCCACGGCAGAGUAAUGCUUUAAGAUUAUUCAAUGGAAGGAAACUACUCUUGCAGGAGCACGACGUGCACAGUGCUUUGGGUCAAUGGCUAGGAUGGCUCAUGGCUGUUAUCUACAUGGGUGGCCGGCUCCCUCAAAUAUGGUUGAAUAUUAAAAGAGGGAGCGUGGAGGGCUUAAAUCCUCUCAUGUUCAUCUUUGCACUGAUCGCCAAUGCAACUUACGUGGGAAGCAUUCUCGUACGAACUACCGAAUGGGAAAGAAUCAGAGCUAAUAUGCCGUGGCUGUUGGAUGCCAUAGGUUGUGUGGCAUUGGACUUAUUCAUAAUUUUGCAGUACGCCAACUAUAGAUUCCUUCGGAAGAAAGCAGGAAAUGAUGAAGCAGAUUAUGAAGACUACAAAGCAGCCAGCAAAACUUAUGUGUCUUGAUUUGUGGUACUGCAACCGAUACAUGUUAACCUUCCCAAAAUUGAAUCAAUUCAACUAUUAGCAAGGGAACGUAUGGGUAGAGAAUGGACGUGGACUAAAGAGGAAACCCGUCUAUUCGCGUGUUAAAAUUGCUAUAUGAUAUGAUUACCAGCUAGCUUAGCUUCGCUAUCAAAGUUAUAAAGUUUUUGAAUUAUUAUUAACCGUU